Molecule: messenger RNA, 1209 nt
Organism: Bacidia gigantensis
Lineage: Eukaryota; Fungi; Ascomycota; Lecanoromycetes; Lecanorales; Ramalinaceae
Exons: 5
Coding region: 1-1209 (402 amino acids)
Source: RefSeq, a predicted model, not a curated record
AUGGAAGCUCCACUACCAGUUCCACCUGAUGGCGACGUCAUUACUGGUCCGCGUUACAUGGCAGCCAUGAUCACCAUUACCGUAAUAGCAGUCUUGAUUGCAUGGCUGAGGAUGUAUGUGCGAUUCUUUGUGUCCCACAAUCCAGGUUGGGAUGACUACACCAUGUUUGCAGCCUCGCUUGUUGCAGUCGUUACCAACGCCUUCCUCAUCAACUCAUACCAUUACGGAGUCGGACGACAUCGCCUGUACGUGCCGCCUGAAAAUAUACCGCCCGCAUUUAUGUGGCUGUGGGCUGCAGAGCCCACCAAUCUUUUCGCCGUAUAUCUUGUCCGUCUGUCUAUCUGUCUGUUCUUCAUACGCCUCAUUCCACCAAAGAAAGUAUAUAUGUGGAUCAUCUGGGUCACCAUUGCCGCGCUGACGGUGUCUGAUGUUUUCACGUCGGUCUAUUAUUUCUUCGAAUGUCGGCCAAUACGAAAGGUCUGGUUACCCAAAACUCAGGGACAAUGCUUUGGCGAAGGAGUUCAGCAGGCCGCAACGUGGCUAUAUCAAGCCACGUCCAUUCUUGGUGACCUCAUUCUGCUCACCAUACCGAUCUCGCUAUUCUGGCGGUUACAGGUGCGAUUGCGCACCAAGAUUGGGCUUAUCAUUAUCUGCUCACUCGGCAUCUUUACCAACGUCUGCGCAAUUGUCAAAACCGUCCUCCUACCUGCCCUCUUCAGCCCCGAUCCAGACAAGACCUGGAUAAUCAAAGAUCUCUGCCUCUGGGCUCCAAUGGAACUCUGCGUCGGCAUGAUCUGCGGCACGAUCCCCGCGCUCGCGCCCCUCUUCGGCCUCGCGACGGAAAAGACACGUAGUCGCCGACAACGCUACCGCAAAUUUGAGGGUGCUGGAAGUUACGAGCUGUCGUCGUCGGGUCGCCACAAUACGCCCGGGCAUCACCACCCUCGAGAUCCCUCGGGGAUGAAUUCUGCGCUUGGCGCUCCUGACGACACAGCAGCACCGCAAAAGCCUACGCGUUCUGUCACAGUGACUAGGCCGGCGUCGAAGGAGCGCUUUUUCGCGCAGGAGCCGGAUGAUAGGUGGAUCCGGACGACGUAUGAGGUUGAUAUCAGUCGGGAGCCGAUUGAAUCGUCGUCCGAUACGAUGGCGGGAGCGCGAACAAAUGGAGAGAAUGGGGAGCGGAGAGCGGGAUGGUGGAAUGUGGUUUGA